CAGGAAAACAAGUGAGACGACGUUGGAAUUUGAAAACCAUCAACACGACCUGCGCUACUCUCUCUCCCUCUCCCUCUCCCUCUCUCUCGUCCUCCUGCUAUGUGAACCCUAUAAAUAUCCCUGCACUGAACUCACUCCCACUUCAGGCAAAGCUUCCUAAAACCCGAGCUCUCUUUGCAAAUUGACUCCCUCUCUUACUGUUUUCACUAGGAUCUUCUCGUCACAAUACAUCAAUGGCCAACAAUAAUGUCACCGGUUCUCCUCUUGAGAAAACCAGUUUGGCUUCGCUUGACCAGAGGCUGGCCAUGGCCAAACGUUGCUCUCGCGAGGGUGUAAAAGCCGGAGCUAAGGCGGCUGUUCUGGCGGGGAUAGCAACAGCCAUCCCGACCUUGGCUAGUGCAAGGAUGCUGCCCUGGGCAAGAACAAACUUCAACCACUCAGCUCAAGCACUCAUUAUCUCAACAGUUGCUGGAGCAGCCUAUUUCAUAGUUGCUGACAAGACUGUCUUGGCUACGGCUAGGCGGAACUCCUUCAAGCAAGUCCAUAACACUGAGGCAUGAAGUCAAAAACACUAGACAAGAAGCUUAUGUGGCUUCCAUUUCGAAGCAACUUGUUUCUGCGUGAACUAGAAAGCAGAGUACCACCUUGUAUCACCUAAAAAAUAAGAAUGGGUUCUUCUGCUUCAUCCUGAAGAUGAAUCUAGUUCACAUUUUAUAUCAGAAUGAAGAGCAUGAGGAUGUAUUAAGCAAUUUAGUGUAAUUCACAAUUACCAAAUGUUGUCCCUAUA
Messenger RNA from Eucalyptus grandis, 787 nucleotides. Its product is annotated as early nodulin-93. The transcript is spliced from 4 exons. The coding region runs from base 234 to 560 and encodes 108 amino acids. NCBI's taxonomy places the organism in Eukaryota, Viridiplantae, Streptophyta, Magnoliopsida, Myrtales, Myrtaceae. The record is from RefSeq and is a predicted model, not a curated record.